Eremothecium cymbalariae DBVPG#7215 is the source of this 2097-nucleotide messenger RNA. RefSeq names its product Ldb19p (gene LDB19). The transcript has a single exon. The record is from RefSeq and is a predicted model, not a curated record. Lineage: Eukaryota; Fungi; Ascomycota; Saccharomycetes; Saccharomycetales; Saccharomycetaceae. The coding region runs from base 1 to 2097 and encodes 698 amino acids.
AUGGUGUUUCCAAUAUUUGGAGGUAAUUCCAAGGGUAGUGGGGGCGUCAGGUCUCUUAGAUCGUUGGGGCCGGGAGGAGGAGAUUUCAUAAGUGGUGGGAGUGAUGAGACUCAGUAUGUUAAUUUAGAAAUUGAUAUUGAGUCACCUCCAUGUGUUUUAUAUGGUGCUCCUAUUGAAUCAUCAGGGGCUUUGUUGAAUGGGGUGAUUAGGUUGUGUGUAGGGAACCCAUCGGCAGCUUCUAAGAAUCGAUCGUUAGAUGCAGGUAGUAAUGCAUCGUCCCGGAUGGUAAACAGCUUAGUGUCCACACCGAUGUCUCGUUUGACUAGUCUGUCGACGGUGAAGUCUCCAGCAUCAUCUGCGAAGGACACCUUGUACCACUUGUCUAGCACCAUUGAUAAGUUAACAGUGAUAUGUUUUAGCCUCUCGCUUGUGCAGAAGGUAAGGUACGGCAAGCCCUUCAUGCCUAGUAACCCAGCUCUUUCUUCGUGCAGCAAUUGCCGGUCAAAAGUGAUAGAAUUGGCAAAUUGGGAUAUAGUGUCGAACCCUAUCGAUGUCACUCUAGGUUACCAUACAUAUCCAUUUUCUCAUCUGUUGCAGGGCGAUUUACCUGUGACUUGUAAUCUUGGGUCGACGGGUUCUACCCAUAUAAGUUACGAACUCAUUGCGGUAGCUUUUUAUAAAACAUUAUCAAAGGGACCUGGAAGUAAAAAUACCGUAGAUCGUUUAGAAUUAAAAUUUCCCAUACCAAUAACUAGAAGUAUUUUACGGGGACCUGAUAGAAAUUCCUUGCGGGUGUUUCCUCCAACAGAUGUUACUGCAAGCGCUGUUUUACCAAACGUGGUUCAUCCCAGGUCUACGAUACCUUUAGAACUGAAGCUGCAUGGAAUUUAUACUGGUGAUAGGAGAUGGAGGAUGCGCAGAUUAACUUGGCGUGUUGAUGAAAACGUUCGCAUUAGGUCCCAUGCCUGUAAAAUGCACAUAGGUACCCUCAAGGCUAUUGAGGAUACUGUCAGAGAAAAGCAGGCGAGGAGCUCAAAGAAACCUGCUAAGCCGAUUAAAAGAACAUCUGAUAUGGGUCCUCAGGUUACUGUAUCUGUAUCUACAUCUGCAAACCGUCAAAUAAAUCCUAAUAUGUUCCUACCGCGACAAGAUUCAGCUGCAGGGGAUAUGGAUGAUGAUGCUACCGGUACACCCGAUGGAUUCAUACAUCCCAGUGACCACGCCAUGCAUGAGGAACUGCUCGAACAGCAGGAGCGUGUUAGAAGACAGCAAGUAGAACAAGAACAAAAAAGAGAAGUCACUCAUUACAUCGAAGAGACCCGUACUUUGGCUGGUGAUGACGUCAAAUCAGGCUGGAAGAGUGAUUUUACUGGAUCUGGAAAGAUCGAAUUAGUCACAGAUAUUGACUUAACAAAAUUAAACUCUGGAGUAUCAAAUCCAGUACACUCUAUUUCGACGUUAAAUCCAUAUAAGCCACCAGUUGAUCAGAAUACUAACGUAGCGUGCGACAUUGAUGAUCCAAUACUAGGUGUAUUUGUCAGCCAUCUCUUAUCAGUUGAAAUUAUUGUUGCUGAGGAGGUUCUUCAAUAUCCCAAUGGACAACCAGUGAGCAGCAAUCUACAUGAUUCUUUGGUUGCAGCAGAAGGAAAGGCAUUCCCUACCAACAGUGCAGACCAGAGACUUGCGGAAUUAUCACCAAUGUUUGCAAACCGAAAUAUGAGUUUACAAAGACGAGAAUCCAUUGAAGAACCUUCAUUGCCAUCGCGAGAUCGAAGUAAUAGUGGAUGCAUAGAUGCAAGCUUACGAGUAGUAGGUAUACCUACUGGGGCUGCACGUGUAUUGAGGAUGCAGUUUAAACUACACAUGACAGAACGUUCAGGCUUGGGAAUAUCUUGGGAUGAUGAGGUGCCUCCCACGUACCAAGAUGUAAAAUACUUAUCUCCACCAGGUUAUUCUGCAACCAUUUCUGAGUCAAGAGAAUUUUAUAAUAAGGGCCAUACCAAUAAUACCUCUGAGCCUGAUACCCUAUCUUCAGUAUUUCCUGUAUGUUCCCAUACGUCUUCUAACAGUUCUACUCGCUUAAAUAAUGAUGCUUAA